Mercurialis annua (annual mercury) is the source of this 1851-nucleotide messenger RNA. RefSeq lists its product as uncharacterized. Bases 364 to 1407 code for a protein of 347 amino acids. Lineage: Eukaryota; Viridiplantae; Streptophyta; Magnoliopsida; Malpighiales; Euphorbiaceae. The transcript is spliced from 3 exons. The record is from RefSeq and is a predicted model, not a curated record.
UAAAAAGAAGUGGAGCUUAAUCAUAAGACUGCUACGCGGAGCAUAACCACCUUCUCUCUCACUCGUCUCUAAUUAUUUCACACCACAGUUGUUCAUUUUAUACACAUUUUUCUUUUUCUUCUCUCUAUCAAAAUUCAAAAGCAGCGACUUUUAUUGCAGAAAAAAAAAAGAAUCUCAUUAUGAUUGUUGGAUAGGAAUAAUAAAGCUCAUAGAUUCCAUUUUACCAAACUCUAAUUCUUUAUUUAAUUACAUUCUUUCGCUUAAUUUAAGUUUUUGUUCGAUCUGAGUCCAACUUCCACUCCUUUGAUCCAAUUUAGUGUUGAAUUUAGGGUUUUGUGAAUUGUGAAACAAAGCCCUCAAAUUAUGUCUCCUUUAAAUGGGAAUGGGACAUCACCAAUAAGAGGAGGAGGAGGAGGAAGUAAUGGCAAGAAUUAUAUAAAGCAUCAGGUCUCCAAGAUGGAUACUCUUGCUGGUGUUGCCAUUAAAUAUGGAGUUGAGGUGGCUGACAUCAAAAGAUUGAAUGGGUUGGCUUCUGAUCUUCAAAUGUUUGCUUUAAAGACUUUGCUCAUACCAUUACCAGGGAGACAUCCACCUUCUCCCAUUUUGUGCGGUGCUUCUGCUGAUUCUCCAGGCGAAAACAGCCUUGAUAAAACGCCAUCAUGCCCACGCUACUCUAAUGUGUUAGAUUCAUUAGAAUCGUUAAAAUUGAAACCAGCGCAGCAGAAGGCCUCUCCAGCUAUGAGCACUCUACGGAAGUAUUAUGGUCUCAACUCUUCAAAUCGAAACGGCUCAAUUGAAGGUACGGAGAUGGCCGUCUAUAGAACAGGGAGCUCUGAUCACCUGACAGAGGGGCUGCUGCACAAAAAUUCACCCGGGUCAUCAUAUCACAAUCUCAAAUCCUGGAAGUUUGCUAAUAAUUUAUCACCUGAAGAUGAAAUCAUGGUAGAUUACGUACCACUUGCAGAAGCUGGAGAUGGAGAAGGUGAGAAGUCUGUCCGAAGACGCCAGAAAUCUGAAGCAGAUUUUGGGUGCGGCACAUCAGAAAAGUUGUUGAAGGAAGAAACAAGUGGAAGUAGUAAUUUCUCAUCUGGGACAGGAAAGAAUUUGGCCAUGAGACCUAAAUCAGCUAGCCGAAUGAUGCUCUUCUCUGAUUCAGAGCCAGGAUGGUUGAACUCUAUUCCAGUUGGUUUGGGAGAUUCUGUAAUUAUCGACGGAUUUCGUAAAUCAUCAAGCACACCAAGUCUGCAUGACCAGGAGAAUGGAAAUUCCUCUUUGGCUUGGCCAACUCCGAAGUGGAGUUUGAAAGCAGAUUUGCAAGCUCUCUCAACCACCGGAAUCACGCUACCUAUCUUUGAUGGGUUACCGAAGCCAAUAACUGGACGCUGGAGCAAAGCCGCACUUGAUUAGCUCGACUUAUUUGCACAUUCUGCUGGAAUUUUAUUGAUCUGUAUUUGGAUUAAUUGGGAAUGGAGUAUCAAAGCCACCCACUAGCAUAUGCCCUAUAGCUGCAAAGGGAUACAGAAAGCAAGCAGCCUGAGAAACAGAAAGGUUACCAGGAAUCAUAGUAUUAGAUUAUUUAUUUUGAUGGAAAUCAAAGCUGCAAGGCUCAAGUUGUCAGCUUUACCUUGCCAUUUUUAAGGUUGGUGAUCAAUAAUCUGGCAAUGUAGUAAUAUAAUGUAUACAAAAGCCAUUUGUUUUACACAUAAUUGCUCCAAUUGUUUCAUUUUGUCCUCAUUUGGAAAAGGAUGUAUAAUAUAACAUUGUUUCUAUACCCAAACUUGUCCUUGUAUGUUUGGAUGACUAUUAGGUAAAAUAUAUAUUUGGAUAUAUGUACUAUCAUUUUUGGCAUUA